Molecule: messenger RNA, 726 nt
Organism: Trichophyton verrucosum HKI 0517
Lineage: Eukaryota; Fungi; Ascomycota; Eurotiomycetes; Onygenales; Arthrodermataceae
Exons: 2
Coding region: 1-726 (241 amino acids)
Source: RefSeq, a predicted model, not a curated record
AUGGAUGUUUCGACAGAUGACGAGUUACUCAUGUAUGACAAAUUGCAUGGUACCAAUAUUUGCGUGGAGCCUAUGAAUUUUGAUUACCUUGAUGUCGUUCUGGUGUCCGAGUUUGAUUUUAUGGAACGGCGGGAGAGAAGGCGCAUGGGCGGUCCUACUUCUCCGAGUUGCGUACUCUCACCAUCCGAGAAUGCCUCCACGGAAACUUCUUCAGAUAGCUUUUAUGAGCGGGUGAAAAGACCAAGGUACCCAUGUGUUGGUCAAACAUGGUAUGUAAAGCCAUGGAGACACCCCGGUUUCUUCUUCUCUUCACUAAGUGAUACUUAUAGGAAUACGCGGCGUCCACAUUUCCCCAUUCCAAAACCCGAGUCUAGAAAGAGGCAUCGGGCUACUUUUGGCCGGUAUUACUCUUCAGAAGAGGAGACUGAAACAGAGAUACCGAGAAGUGAUACCUCGCACCGCACAAGGACGGGAUAUAGGAAACAUAGACGAGCAGUUCCUGAGCAAAAUACAAGCGAAGAUGUGAAUAUCAUUAUUGAUCUUUACCUGAACAUUGACCCGGAACUCCAAGCAAAGGUCAGCUACGGUAAACAGAAGUCUGGGGAUUGUGUUUUAGGCAACUUCAUCAAAAGUCCCGUUGAUGUGUCUGCGCCUGAGCCAGAGGCGCAAAGGGUUGGCCUUGCUGUUGGAUUAGCUGCUGGAAUGGUGUUUCGGCGGUUCAGAUAG